CAGGAGAUCUUCAGGAAAAUAUAAUUGCCAUUAUUUUUAAAAAGUCACCCAUGUAGUUUUUCAAUAGCAAAAAUCAUCUCUAAAUGCAAAAAUAGAUACUGACCUCCAGUUUGGUUGCUAAUGAGGCCCAGUUAAGUCCUGGAGUUGGAAAGUGGCAUUUAAAGAAAAAAAUGUUACACUCUCAGGUUUGUGUAAUUUGUGGUUAAUUAAUAAAGCUGCUGUGUGUACUUGGAAGGCUGUGGCUCUUCCAACAGGGAGUGCUCCUGUCAAAGGCAGUAGCUUGAAGGGAAAGUUUAGGGGUGAAUGUGCUUCCUGCAUGCCAGUAAAGCUGAAAUGGUUUAUGAGUCAGCAACUUGGGAUAGGAAGAAAUUCUUUCUAUAUGCUUUCCCAGUAACAAAUACAUGUUAAGUAAUCUGUGCCAGUAUCACAUUUUCUGCUUGUUUUAAUCUGGCAAAAAUAAGACUACAGGUUCAUGCCAUAAAGGGUAAAGUUAGCUUAAUUUAGGGAUUUGGGUUUUGUUUUUUAUUUUAAUCAAUUUAGUAACUAGACAGUUUACCAUAUAAUUAAAGUCUAUCAAAGGAUUUAGCUAUUGAUUUUCAUAAGCAACAAGGAAAUAUGUUAGAAGUUCCCAUAUCAUAAGUACCUGCACUUGUAAGAACUUACUGAUGACAGUAAUUGAGUAAUAGGGGCUUGGUGUUAAGUCUUAAAAGAGGUACUUGUUUUCAAGAAGUACGAUGAGUGACACAAAAAAAGCUUGCAAUAGCUCUUGCAAUGAUGGAGUUCUACUCAGAAUGGGCCUCAAUGAUAACAAAGCUGGAAUGCAAGGUUUGGAUAAAGAGAAAAUCAAUAAAAUUAUCAUGGAAGCUACUAAGGGUUCUAGAUUUUAUGAAAAUGAACUUAAAAAAGAUAAACAAGUUAACCAACGGAUUGAAAAAAUGAUGCAGCUAAAAGAGAAAAUUACAACACAACAGCUCUUGAAAGCACAGCUGCAGGUGGACAAACUUGUGGUAGAACUGGAACAGAGCCGUAACCUUAGCAAUACGAUUGUACACAUUGACAUGGAUGCCUUCUAUGCAGCUGUGGAGAUGAGAGACAAACCAGAGCUGAAGGAAAAGCCUAUAGCUGUGGGAUCAAUGAGUAUGUUGUCUACUUCAAAUUACCAUGCUAGGAGAUUUGGUGUACGUGCAGCCAUGCCUGGAUUUAUUGCUAAAAGGCUAUGUCCGCAUCUAACUAUAGUACCAUUAAACUUUGGAAAAUACAGCAAAGUGAGUAAAGAGGUUAGAGAAAUACUGGCUGAAUAUGAUCCCAAUUUUAUGCCUAUGGGCCUAGAUGAAGCCUACCUGAACAUAACAGAGCACUUGGAAGAAAGACUGAACUGGCCUGAAAAUAGGAGAAGAUUCUUUUUUAACAGAGAAGGCACUACAGAGAACGAUAAAAAUGAUAUAAAUAUGUCUGCCAAAUUUAAUGAAAGUGGAUGCUCUUCUUCACCGGUAUUGUUUGAAGACAGCACACCUCUGAUUAAUGACCAUCCUGAGCAAAGUGAUCAAUUGGUGGAAAAUUCAGUUGUCUUUGGAACUUCUGCAGAGGAAGUUGUGAAGGAAAUUCGCUUUAGGAUUGAGCAGAAAACUCAGCUGACUGCCAGUGCAGGAAUAGCACCGAAUACCCUGUUAGCAAAAAUGUGCAGUGAUUGUAAUAAACCCAAUGGGCAGUGCAGAAUUGUCCCUGAGAGACAAGCAAUUCUAGACUUCCUAAAAGAUUUACCCAUUAGAAAGGUGCCAGGUAUUGGAAAAGUAACAGAGAAGAUGUUAAAAGCCCUUGGAAUUGUGACUUGCUCAGAACUUUACCAGCAGAGGGCACUGCUUUCACUUCUUUUUUCAGAAGCAUCUUGGCGUAAUUUCUUGGAUAUUUCCCUUGGUUUGGGUUCUACACAUUUGGAAAAGGAUGGAGAAAGAAAAAGUAUGAGCACUGAAAGAACAUUCAGUGAAAUGAACACAGCAGAAGACCAGUACAGCAUGUGUCGAGAACUCUGCAGAGACCUUGCUCAAGACCUACAGAAAGAGGGACUUAAGGGUAAAACUGUUACCUUGAAACUAAAGAAUGUGAGCUUUGAAGUUAAAACAAGAGCUUCAAGUGUGCUAUCUUCUGUUUCUACUGAGGAGGAAAUAUUUGCUGUUGCUAAAGACUUGUUAGGAACAGAAAUUGAUAGUGUUGCUCCUCACCCUUUACGGAUACGACUUAUGGGUGUACGAGUAUCAGGAUUUCUGAGUGAAGAAGAGAGGAAAUACCAACAGAAAAGCAUUACAAGUUUCUUAAAAUCAGGAAAAGAAAUCGGUGUUCUUAGACUUCAGCCAGGGAAGUCCAACAAAGACUAUUUCAGAAACAAAUCAGAAGCAUCUACCACAGGGAGUUUUUUUGAUAAAAAGCGAGCUGCAAGACAGCUGAAUGGUGAGAAUCCUUCUCUAAAUAAAUCUGUAGGUAAGCAGCUGUUUCAUGAUAGGAAAUCAUCAGCAAAUUUUGUAGAAGAAACAAAGAAAGUCACAGACUUGCAGGAUUCUAGUGAUGUACGUAAGAUCUUCACCUGCCCUGUUUGCUUUGAGGAUCAAAGCAGCAAUAGUUUGGAAGAGCUUAACAGGCAUAUUGAUUUGUGCCUCGGUUGGACUCUUGUUAAAGAUACCAUGGAAAUAAACAAGAAUUAUGAUUCAGGAGAAAAUACAUGUAACUUUCUUCCACAGUAUAAAAAUGAAAAUGUUGAUGAAUGUCAGAAAAAUAAACCAGAUCAACUAGCUGGAGCAGACCAGUCUGCAAGUACAUCUGGGAACUCUGUUAGCAAUAGCACAGAAAAAUUCACUCAAAUGACAUCUGAUAAACCUCACAGAGAAAGACAGCCUAGCAAUCUCAGUGAUAUUGCUAGAAACAUGUGUAUGAAACAGUGUCUCCUCCCCAAAAGAAUUUCACAAGACAGUCAAGACCAUUUUGAAAAGACUGAACAUACAGAAGAAAAUAGUUCAUCCUGUUUCUUUGAAAGCAAAGAAGACAGUGUACUUGUUUGUCCGGUUUGCAAUUCAGAACAGAAAACAACAAGUCUUGUGUCAUUUAACAGACAUGUGGACGUCUGCUUAAAUAAAGGCCUUAUCCAGGAACUGACAGAAAAAAAAGAUUUUCCUACAAAGACUUCUAAUAUGGAAAACUCAAACAGAGUUGGAGCUUUAAGCAGAGGUCAGCAAUGCACGAAUACAUCACAAGGAACAAAAAGGUCUGGACUAACAACUUCACAGUCAGCAUCAAAAAAGGCCAAAUCAAGCAAUUCCAAGCGUACAAUUGAAAUGUUUUUUAAAUGACUGUGUAGCAGCAUAUUCUAUAUGAAGUAUUUCAUAAUGUUUUAUCCUGCAAAUUAAUUUAGCAUUGAUGGUAGGCUGGACUGAGGUGCCAAUCACUUUGGAGUCAUUGCAUGCCUAUGUAAACAUGAUGACUGAGGUAGAAAGAGCUUCAGCUGAGGUAAUUUUAUUUGUUUGUGUGGGGUUUUUUUGAGAAUAAUAUUGAGGGUUUUUUCCAGCUGUUCCUGAGAAUCAAAAUUUGCUAGCACAGCCUCAUGAAUUCUCUCCGCUGUUAAACAGAACAGUGAGAGUAGAGCUGCCAUUAAGCAAGACUGUAGGGCAAGCUCUGUGGAAAGUAGGAAUCAUUAGCUAGGGUACCAUGCUGUGCUUACUGAAGGCCCUCUUCCCACACCUACCUGCCAUCUUCUCUGUUGGUUGUAUUGGCCAUGGUAGCCAUAGUAGCUCAGAUAGAUGCUUCCUUGGACAAUUCAACACCAAAUUUAAUUGAGGUAUGAUCUGUGUGGUAACAAAGAUGACCUGAGUUGCUUGAUUUCAGCCUAUGAAUGUCGUGUCUUCUCAGUAGAUACAAAAAUAGCUUGAUCUUGCAGUUUCAAAGGAAAAGAGCAAAAACUUAGAGCACUAUCUGGCUUUCAUUGUUGUCAUUGAAAAUGUCUUCAGUAAGAGUUGAUGGGCCAGCCCUGAAGCAUUCAUUGUGAUGAGAUGCAGGAUGUCUUGACUUAUUUAAAAAUUGUCAAUAAACCUGUUGAUAGAAGAAGGAUGUGUUCAGGCUAGUGAGACAGAUGCUGUUUAAUCCUUACCCUUUCCAGAGAGACUGAGAACUUCAAUUUUUGUCACAACUGUGAAAUUCUUACUGGUCAGUAGUGAUAAAUUUACUCUGAAUAAAAGGUCUGAUGGUGCAAUAACAAUAUGAAUUAUGUGCAAAUAUGCAAGAUCCUGGUUUUUGUAUUAUAUACCUAUCUCUUUAAAAUUAUUUUAUAUUCUGAAUAAGCAGUAUUUUGUGAGUGCGUAUGUGGAAGGAGGGAGCUGUAAAGUGCAAGUGUUUAGAAUACUUUGAUUAGUUUUUUUUCUGUUCAAGAUGAAUUUCUUAACUGUAGAAAUCUUAUUAUAAUAAAAUAUCAGGAAAAUAAUUUAUGAUGACAGCCAGAUUUCUCAGAAAUUAAUCAGUGUCAAACCAUAUAUGAAAAAUAAACUGGUUUUUAAUUGCAAAAUCUUUUAAGAGAAGUUACUAUAGAAGCACCUGUUUUAUCGUUUAACUGUAUUAGAAGAACUUUUGAGUUUGCUUGGGUUUUGAACAAAUGGUAUGUUUUAGAUGCCCAGGGUAAGUCCAGAACAUGCUUUUUUGUUUCUAGACUUCCUAGAAUCGUUUCACUAUCUCUACCUGCUCAUCUGUUUGUUUGCCAAAUGUCACUGUACCCACAACUCUGUCACUUGAAAUCAUGUCAGUGCUUCCUUAUCUGCUUCAGAACAAAUCAGCUGGACUAGUUCGACUGUGUAAGCGGACUGUAUGGAUUUUUUCUAAACUGGGUCGGUGAGCAUUCAGCAUGAGCCAGCAGAGGUGGGAGCUGGAAAGUUUCAGUAACAUAAAAGCAACUGAGGGAACAAUGACUUAAGCUGCCGCUGCUGUUUAGAAAGUAGACACCUGUCCCCUUAUUAGUUUUUUAUCUAUCUGGUUCAAUAAAGUGUAGACUAUAAUUA
Molecule: messenger RNA, 5030 nt
Organism: Neopsephotus bourkii (Bourke's parrot)
Lineage: Eukaryota; Metazoa; Chordata; Aves; Psittaciformes; Psittacidae
Gene: POLK
Product: DNA polymerase kappa
Exons: 15
Coding region: 735-3338 (867 amino acids)
Biological process (GO): error-prone translesion synthesis
Cellular component (GO): nucleus
Molecular function (GO): damaged DNA binding; DNA-directed DNA polymerase activity
Source: RefSeq, a predicted model, not a curated record